Messenger RNA from Striga asiatica, 2816 nucleotides. The record is from the annotation of a GenBank genome assembly. Lineage: Eukaryota; Viridiplantae; Streptophyta; Magnoliopsida; Lamiales; Orobanchaceae.
AUGUCCCAACAUUUCCGAAACCCGGGGGAAGGAAGAUCUGCUGAUGAAAUCGGCCCAUUUCGGGGAGCAAAAAAGAAGAAUUAUGGUACUGAACAUAACAGGUUGGACACGGACUAUUUCAAAAAGAUUCUUUUUGGCACUUUGAAGCUACCAAGGACCAUCCAAGAAGCUGCUAAGGAUAUCUCCAAAGAAUCUUCUGCUCCAUUUUACCAGUCGAAGGACUUACACUCUUUCCUCCGGGAGGAGGUUCGCCAAAACUGCCUUUCCCGAGCUUCGGAAUAUAGAAAUUUCCAAGUGUCAGGAAUGUGCUACUCCAUCCCAUCUUUCUCUCUCUCAAAUUUCAUCGCAAUUAUUGCCGUCUUACCGGACUCUGUUUUCCGCAUACUGAUCUAUCUCCUCUUCCAGAUUUUAUAUUUAAGGAGGGAGGCUUCAAAAGUCAUUGAAGAGCUUUCCAACAGAAAGUUGAAAGGAAAUCUGCUGUCAUCACUUAACGGGCCAAAUUCAAAUCUUCCGGACAGCUCAGGAAGACCAUUCUCACCAUCAUUUUCUAGCCAGUCUGGUGCUGGUUCUCCUGUUUUUCAUCACACUGGAAAUAUUCAGGCACUGCAUAAUACUCAUGGGAAUUUCAAUGUUCCCAAUAUGCCAGGAGCCCUUGGAUCAAGAAACACCACCAUGAAUAGCGUUCCCUCUAGUGGCUUGCAACAAGCUGGCGGAAUUUUUUCUAGUGGACGCUUUGCAUCAAAUAACCUUCCAGUUGCUCUUUCUCAGAUAUCUCACAGUGGUGCACAUGUUCAUUCAGGGAUAACGAAUAGAGGUGCUAUGAAUAUUGUCGGAAACCAAGGGUAUAACAAUAGCACUAAUGGCGUUGGUGGUUCAAUCCCCGGUAUUUUUCCAUCCUCUGCGGCAGUCGGUAACCGAACCACUAUGCCUGGUGUUGGUGUGAAUCCAGUUCUUGGAAACUCGGGUCCACGGAUUACAAGUUCAAUGGGGAAUAUAGUUGGUGGGGCCAACAUGAGCAGAAAUAUUAGCUCAGGUGGCGGAUUAUCUGUACCUAGUCUUGCUUCUCGCCUAAAUUUAGCUACCAAUGGUGCCUCUGGAAAUUUAAAUGUGCAGGGACAAAAUAGGCUGAUGGGUGGUGUACUCCAACAAGCUUCUCCACAGGUAUUAUCCAUGUUAGGCAAUUCCUAUCCUACUGCUGGCAGUCCUUUAUCUCAAAACCAUGUUCAACCUGUAAAUAACCUUACUAGUAUGGGUUUAAUGAAUGAUCUGAAUUCAAAUGAUGGUGCCCCUUUCGAUAUCAACGAUUUCCCUCAGUUGACUAGUCGUCCCAGUUCUUCUGGAGGCCCACAAGGACAACAUGGUUCGUUGCGGAAACAGGGUCUUGCUCCUAUUAUUCAACAAAAUCAAGAGUUCAGCAUUCAAAAUGAAGAUUUUCCAGCCUUACCUGGAUUUAAAGGUGGUAAUGUUGAUUUCUCUAUGGACUUGCACCAGAAAGAACAACCUCAUGAUAGCUCUGUUUCUAUGAUGCGGCCUCAAAAUUUUUCUAUGGGGAGAUCUGCUGGUUUUAAUAUGGGUGCAACAUAUUCAUCACAUCGACUACAGCAGCAGCAACCACACACUCCAUCAGGAAGUGGUGGUGGGCCCUUUUCGAAUGUGAAUAACCAAGAUCUGCUCCAUUUACAUGGCUCUGAAAUGUUUCCAUCGUCACAUUCCAACUUUCACUCACAGAGCAGUGGACCUCCUGGGUUAGGAUUGCGACCUCUGAAUACGCCGACUUUACUAUCUGAUAUAGGGCCAUAUGACCAGGUUUUACAGCAAUACCAACAGCAUCAGAAUCGAACACCAUUUCGUCUCCAACAAAUGUCUGCUAUUGGUCAGCCUUUUCGGGAUCAAGGGGUGAAGCCUAUACAGGCUGCCCAGGCCACAUCAGAUCCAUUUGGUUUGCGUGGUUUGUUAAGUGUGAUAAGAAUGAGUGAUCCAGAUUUGACAUCUCUUGCACUUGGAAUUGACCUAACGACACUUGGAUUGAACUUGAAUUCUAGUGAAAAUCUCCACAAGACGUUUGGUUCCCCAUGGUCAGAUGAGCCUGCCAAGGGAGAUCCUGAGUACACUGUGCCACAAUGUUAUUAUAACAAACAACCACCGCCUCUAAGUCAAGCAUACUUCUCGAAGUUCCAACUGAACACACUAUUCUAUAUUUUUUAUAGUAUGCCAAGGGAUGAAGCCCAAUUAUACGCGGCAAAUGAAAUGUAUAAUAGAGGCUGGUUUUAUCAUAGGGAGCAUCGAUUGUGGUUCACAAGAGUUGCUAACAUGGAGCCUCUUGUAAAAACAAAUGCAUACGAGAGAGGUUCUUAUAUCUGCUUUGAUCCUAACACGUGGGAGACAGUUCACAAGGAUAAUUUUGUUCUCCACUAUGACAUGUUGGAAAAGAGACCAGUUCUACCUCAACAUUGACAUUCAUGCUCACCAUGUAAAUCUUCAGGUGGAACCUUUUUUAAGAGUAGAGGUAGCUUGAUUUUAUUUCUACUGUGCAGUCAGCCAUUGUAAUCAAUCAUUGCAGCUCUGUCAUCUUUCUAUUAGCUUUCUUAGUUCUGUACAAUUUGCAUGGUAAUAUCACGAUACGAAAUGGAGCAUUUUCUUUUAUUGUGCAUCUUUUCAGUUCUGUAGUCUCUUUGCAGUUCAUGAUGUCAUUCCAUUUUCUGAUUAUCAACCCUCUGCAUGUAUUCUAAUGUUUCACCUACUUUUCAGAUUUAAUCUGAAGUGCUAUUGCCUAUACUUGUUUAUAUUUUUCAAAAUAAGUCAACGUGACAGUCCAC